Messenger RNA from Musca vetustissima, 1476 nucleotides. RefSeq names its product sensory neuron membrane protein 1-like. Gene Ontology annotation, cellular component: membrane; cytoplasm. The coding region runs from base 1 to 1476 and encodes 491 amino acids. Gene Ontology annotation, molecular function: scavenger receptor activity. The record is from RefSeq and is a predicted model, not a curated record. Lineage: Eukaryota; Metazoa; Arthropoda; Insecta; Diptera; Muscidae. The transcript is spliced from 8 exons.
AUGACGGAAAAAUUUUAUCGGAAAAUUGCAAUUGGCUGUUUUAUUUUAGCCCUGCUGGGUCUUAGUUUGGGCAUUGCAUUUCCAUAUUUACUAAAGAAAAUUAUAAAAAGUCAAAUCAAUUUAAAACCUGGUUCGGAUUCCCGCAAAAUGUGGGAGAAAUUUCCCAUUUCAAUACAAUUUUCAAUUUAUGUUUUCAAUGUGACCAAUCCGCAUGAGGUUCAGGAUGGUGGUAAACCGCGUUUGCAGGAAGUUGGACCAUUUGUAUUCGAAGAAUGGAAAGAUAAAUACGACAUCGAGGAUAUUGAAGAAGAGGACGCGGUGGAGUUCAAUAUGCGUAAUACUUUUAUUUUUCGUCCCGAUUUAGGUUUGAGUGGUGAGGAAAUGGUUGUAUUUCCACAUCCAUUGAUUCAGGUCAUGGGCAUUGUAAUAAAGCGCGAAAAAUUCGCUAUGCUCGGUAUGAUCGCCGAGGGUCUGGAGGAAUUAUUUAAACCAUCGACUCCUUUCAUAAGGGCAUCAGUAAUGGAUAUAUUUUUUCGUGGUAUUGAUGUCGACUGUGGUACGGAUAAUUUCGCUGCCAAAGCUAUAUGUUUGAAUUUUCACACGGGCGCCGUGAAGGGAGCGGAAAAAGUCGAUGAUACACAUUUCAAGUUUUCACUACUGGGAGCGGGCAAUCACAGUGAUGCUGGUCGCUUUAAAGUUUCCCGCGGUACCCGAGACCAUCGUACCGUUGGUCAAGUUCUAGAAUUUGAUGGUGAUGAAGAGCUCAAUAUUUGGCCGGAGGGGGAAUGCAAUAAGUUACGUGGCACCGAUUCUACGAUUUUUGCCCCCCUAAUGAAACCCAGUGAUGGAUUGUGGUCAUUUUCGCCGGAUCUGUGUCGUUCGCUGGGUCCACAAUAUCAAAAGAAGACAACCUAUAACGGUUUGCCAGCUUUGCAUUAUGUCAUGGAUCUGGGGGAUGUUAAGAAUGAACCGGAAAAUCAUUGUUUUUGCAGAGACUAUCCCGAUGGGUGUCCACCCAAGGGUACAAUGGAUUUAACGCUUUGCAAUGAAACGCCCAUGAUUGCAUCGCAACCGCAUUUCUUAAAUGCCGAUCCGAAGUUAUUAGCCGAGGUGGAGGGCCUGUCGCCGGAUGAAAAGAAACAUGGCUUAUUUAUUGAUUUCGAAAUUAUAUCUGGCACACCCCUCCAAAUAGCCAAACGUUUGCAAUUCAAUUUGGAUGUGGAGCCCAUUGAAGAAAUACCGGUGAUGAGUAAAUUGCGACCUUUGGUUAUGCCAUUAUUUUGGAUCGAAGAAGCGGUGGCCCUGAGUACGGAUUUUACGAAAAUCAUUAAGGGAAAAGUUUUCACAACCCAAACAAUUGUCAAUGUUUUUAUGUGGAAUGCCAUUGUCCUGGGCUUUUGCGGUGUGGGAUUUUCCGCAUUUAUGAUUUAUGUACGCCGCCAGGAUGGUCAGAAAAUAUUCGAUAUUAAAUCUUAA